AUGUCCCUUGGUCCUGAAUAUGCAUACAAAGGGAAGGGGCCAUCGCCUAAAAAGAGCAUUUUCAUGACCGCUAUCUCCCCAAUUUCAGCUUUUAGCGAAGUCUCACAGACCUCGUCGGAGUUGGCCGACCUGAUUAAAACGCUCAUCGCAGCCAUUAGUAGCGAAAAGCGUGGAUUAGGUGCCAACCUGGACUCAUUCACCUCGAAAAAACAGUGGAAUGAAUCUGAGGUCGAAUUUUGGAACUGCCGACAAAAGGGUCACAACAAAAUUGGUUGUCCGAAAAAUCCGAGGCGCAAUUAUUGUCGCCGUUGUUGCAAAGAGGAAGUGACCACAAAGGAAUGCGAUCUUUCCGGCAACUAUUUGGGAAACCCAAAAAGGGUGAAGGCGUAA
This is a messenger RNA of Belonocnema kinseyi, 390 nucleotides long. RefSeq lists its product as uncharacterized. Gene Ontology annotation, molecular function: zinc ion binding; nucleic acid binding. The record is from RefSeq and is a predicted model, not a curated record. Lineage: Eukaryota; Metazoa; Arthropoda; Insecta; Hymenoptera; Cynipidae. The transcript has a single exon. Bases 1 to 390 code for a protein of 129 amino acids.